Messenger RNA from Ruditapes philippinarum (Manila clam), 888 nucleotides. RefSeq lists its product as uncharacterized. The record is from RefSeq and is a predicted model, not a curated record. The transcript has 4 exons. NCBI's taxonomy places the organism in Eukaryota, Metazoa, Mollusca, Bivalvia, Venerida, Veneridae. Bases 1 to 888 code for a protein of 295 amino acids.
AUGGAUUUAUCCCGCGACCUACACAAUGUGAUACCACUGAACUACUGCGACCCGCACGGGGUAUACCACUUGACUACUGCGAUCAAACACAGUGCUAUACUACUGGACUUCUACGACCCACAUAGAAGUAUACCACCGGACUACUACGAAUCACACAGUGGUAUACCACCGGACUACUACGACCCACAAAGUAGUAUAUCACCGGACUACUACGACCCACACAGUGGUAUACCACCGGACUACUACGACCAACAUAGUAGUAUACCACCGGGCUACUACGACCCACACAGUGGUAUACCACUGGACUACUACGACCCACACAGAGGUAUACCACCGGACUACUACGACCUACACAGUGACCCACACAGUGGUAUACCAUCGGACUACUACGACCCACACAGUGGUAUACCACCGGACUACUACGACCCACAAAAUGGUAUACAUCCGGACUACUACGACCCAUAUAGUAGUAUACCACCGGACUACUACGACCCACACAGUGGUAUACCACCAGACUACUACGACCCACAUAGUAGUAUACCACCGAACUACUACGACCCACACAGUGUUAUACCACCGGACUACUACGACCCACACAGUGGUAUACCACCGGACUACUACGACCCACACAGUGGUAUACCACCCGACUUCUACGACCCACAUAGUAGUAUACCACCGGACUACUUCGACCCACACACAGUGGUAUACCACUGGACUCUACGACCCACACAGUGGUUGGAUUUCAAUGAAUUGUAUUACUGUGAUGAUGAUGAUGAUGGUGAUAAUAAAGCUUAUGACAAAACCCACAAAAGUGAUGAUGAUUUUAAUGAUGAUGGUGAUAAUUAUGAUUAUGACAAUGUCCACGAAUAUGUUGAUAAUGUUUUAUGA